AUGUUCUUUCAAGUUUGUUUCAGUUUUAUUCUCUGCCUUCACUUUCGUUUUGCGGCAGUUGACGCAUUUUCAAAAUCUAACGGCUUAGACGAAGGGCGAAUGAAACGAACAAUUGGUGAUCAACCUCCACAAGGAAAAUGUGUAUCGUUUAAAUUGGUGGUAAAAAAGAACAUAAAAACGAUUGAAUACGUUUGUUGCAAUAAUUGUGGUGAAACAAAUCAAAAUUGUCUUGGCACUUCGUACCGAAGUGGUUCAAUUGCUCAGGAUUUCUGCGAUAGAUGCGUUUUCGGUCGUAAAGCGUCCGAACCGUUUUCGUGUGGUGGUUGUGAUGGCCAGACUCGAAAACAGAACACUUGUCGUGCACAGUAUAGCAGCAUUCCAGUCGCAUGUUGGCUAUUCCGAAGUUGCUUUGAGCAUGAAUGCAUGAAGGAGCAAAGGUAUUCGGUGGACACUUGUUUUAAUGGAGUUUGUGAUGCAGAAGAAAAUAUAGGUAAGGCCAGAAAAAAAAAUAUGUGGGUUUCCGGUUUCUUCUUAUAAAAACUUAGGUAGGGUAGGUCGGUUUUAACUUUUUUUUUUUAACUUUUUUUUUAUUUUUUCGAAUAAGCGGACGCCAUUUUGUUUAGUCAGUGCUUCCACAUCCAAAGAUAAAUUUCCCUAAUAUUGCCUCAAAUUUCAAUUUUCCACAAACUUUUUCCUCUAAGUGGAAACACUUACAAGCAUGAUCCAAUAAAAAAAGUUUAGGGUCGGGAUUUCGACGUCCAAAAGCUAGGUAGGGUCGGGAAACCGGAAACCCACAUUUUUUUUUUUGGCCUAACUGCCCAGCAGAUUGUUGCCAACAAAAGAAUCCUCAGAACUGUACUUUGGUGAAUGGGAAGUGCCCUUUGACUUGCUGCGGUGAGACCAGUUGUUGUGAGAAGCAAGAUGAUGGCAGUGGUACCAAUAGUGGUGAUCUUUCUUUUAUUGGCUGGCUGAAGUAUAUUGGUAUGAUAAUCGGCUUUAUCGUGCUCGGUGCUAUAAUGUACUAUUUUAAGAGCUUAUGUGAUUGCAAUAAUGAUAAUGAAGUUCAUCCAACGAACAGCGAACAAUCGACAUCAUCAACGUAA
Paramuricea clavata is the source of this 1103-nucleotide messenger RNA. The record is from the annotation of a GenBank genome assembly. Lineage: Eukaryota; Metazoa; Cnidaria; Anthozoa; Malacalcyonacea; Plexauridae.